AUGCGGCGCGACGAAUCGAACCCGAUUGUACAGAAAGAAGAGGAGCGCGUUCCCUUCGAUGUGGUACCCAAUCCAGACACGAGAGUCGACCAAGGAGUAGACGAGAGAGCAGUGCGUCAUUCAAGAGACAGUGAUACAGAUGAGCCAGAAAGACCGCGGUCCAAGGAUGAGGAGAGUGGCAUCACAGCCGUAGGCGAUGACGGCGUCAACGAGAAGGAAAUCGAAGUCACUUGGGACGGCGAUGACGACCCCAUGAAUCCCAAGAGCAUGCCCUAUGCCCGCAAGUGGGUUAUCAUCACAAUCCUCUCUGCCAGCUCUCUAUGCGUUACUUGCACUUCCGCCCUUUACACAUCAACCUAUGCCCAAAUAGAGCCAGAAUUCGGCUGCUCCAGAAUAGUCGCUACUCUUGGGCUAUCUCUGUUCGUCGUGGGACUAGGGCUGGGGCCCAUGGUCAUGUCACCACUCUCCGAGUUCUACGGAAGAAGGCCCAUCUACAUUGCUUCAUACACUUUCUUCUUGAUUUGGCUCAUACCGUGCGCCGUUGCGCAAAAUAUUGAGACGAUGCUAGUAGCACGUUUCUUCGAUGGACUCGCUGGCAGUGCCUUUCUCAGCGUGGCAGGAGGAACCGUCGGAGAUUUGUUCCCCAAGGCACAGCUUUCUUUGCCGAUGGCUUUCUAUACUGCAGCGCCCUUCGUUGGACCCGAAAUCGGACCUAUCGUGGGAGGCUUCAUCAACUACUACACAGACUGGCGAUGGACCUUUUAUGUCCUACUCAUCUGGUCAGGAGGAAUGUUGGCAGCCAUCAUCUUUCUCGUGCCAGAAACAUACCAUCCCGUCCUGUUGCGCAGAAAAGCCAUCAAGCUCAGGAAAGACACCGGUAAUCCGGCCUGGCGAGCACCAAUCGAGAACAUGAACAAAUCGGUGUUUCGGACCGUCGCAUGGAGUUGUGUCAGACCGUUCCAGCUUCUUUUUCUCGAAGCGAUGUGCUUGAGUCUGUGUAUCCUCUCGGCCAUUCUUCUGGGCAUCCUCUAUUUGUUCUUCGGGGCGUUUCCACUCGUCUUCGAGAACAACCACGGCUUUGUUUUAUGGCAGACUGGACUUACAUUUAUAGGUAUUUUUGUCGGUAUGGUCACAGGCGUCUGCUGUGAUCCCAUUUGGCGAAGGAAUUACUCCCGGCUGGUCACCAAGAACGGAGGCGUUUCUGAGCCUGAGUUCCGCCUGCCUCCAACAAUUCUCGGUGCAAUCCUGGUUCCAAUCGGCCUGUUCGGUUUUGGUUGGACGACUUAUUCCUCGGUACAUUGGAUCGUUCCCAUUGUCUUCAGUGGCAUAUUCGGUCUUGGGAACAUCUUCGUCUUUAGCGGUGUUUUUACGUUCCUUGUCGAAUGCUACCCUCUAUAUGCCGCGAGCGCGCUGGCUGCCAACAGUUUCGCACGUUCGAGCUUCGCUGCAGCGUUCCCACUCUUUGAGCUAGGAUAUCAAUGGGCGUCGUCAUUACUGGCCUUUUUGGCACUUGCCAUGGCACCGUUUCCGUACCUAUUUUUCAAAUACGGCAAACGACUUCGCAAAAACUCCAAGUUUGCGCAAUCUUGA
Messenger RNA from Aureobasidium namibiae CBS 147.97, 1590 nucleotides. Its product is annotated as MFS general substrate transporter. Gene Ontology annotation, cellular component: membrane. Gene Ontology annotation, molecular function: transmembrane transporter activity. NCBI's taxonomy places the organism in Eukaryota, Fungi, Ascomycota, Dothideomycetes, Dothideales, Saccotheciaceae. Gene Ontology annotation, biological process: transmembrane transport. The record is from RefSeq and is a predicted model, not a curated record. The coding region runs from base 1 to 1590 and encodes 529 amino acids. The transcript is spliced from 14 exons.